Molecule: messenger RNA, 2142 nt
Organism: Ambispora gerdemannii
Lineage: Eukaryota; Fungi; Glomeromycota; Glomeromycetes; Archaeosporales; Ambisporaceae
Source: the annotation of a GenBank genome assembly
AUGAAUUUAAAAGAAGAACUACCACAGGCAUUAACACAUAAAGAUAUUCAACGUCUAGAACAAAAACUUGAAGAUUUAGCAUCAAAAUUAGCGAAAACGAAAUUUGACGAUAAUGGUAAUAAUAGUAAUAGUCAUGAUCAUGAGGAUGAAAAUUAUUCAACAGCAAAAACCUCGCUCGUUAUCGACCUUCCAAUAUUGGGAAAUCCAAAUGACACCGAUUCAUCCUUAUCCGUCGAUGAUGCAAAAUCACCACUCGCUAAACUUCUAAAUCACACUUUUCCUGAUACGGUGGUGGAUUUAGUGAAUAAAAUUCCAACGAAUUUAUUCAAACUUCCUUUUAAUUUUGGAUCACCACCAAUGUCGACAAAUAUCACUGAAACUAAAAUAACGACUGCACCACCGUCUCGUGAACUUUGUCGAAAAUUAAUCGAGGAUUAUUUUCAGAGAUUCAAUGUAUUUAUACCGAUUCUAGAUCGUCGAAAAUUCAUUGAUAAUUGGUGUAACAAAUCAAAACAAUCACAAUUGCUGGUGAGUGCUACUUUGGCAGUUGCGGCUGCUCGAUUCUCCGAUGAUCCUUCAAUUCAGAAAAAUGCUUCAAAACCUGGUGGAGUGUUUUACGAUGCUGCAAAGUCAUUACUUGACGGAUUGUACGAUGUACCUAGAAUAGAAACAUGUCAAGCAUUGAUUUUAUUAUCGUAUACACAAGGUAGUCUAGAUCGGUUGGAUACUGCAUCUUUGUAUACUGGAAUGGCUGUACAAAUGGCAAAUGUACUAAGAUUAUCACAGAAUGAACCAACAAUGUCACUGGAAGAUGAAGAGGAAAGAAGACGCGUCUUUUACUGCAUAUAUUGCAUUGAUAGAUGGACAACGUUUGUGCUCGGUAAACCUUACAUGAUCGAUGACGUAAACAUCAACGUUCCCUUACCAACCUUACCAUCCGCAAACAGAUUAACACGAUACUUUUUCACGGCACUUAUAAAACUAUCACGAAUUUUGGGACAAAUCUGGAAAUUUGGAUAUUCGUCACAACCGAAAGCGACGCAUUCAGCUUGGUUAGAUCAUGCAACGGAUCAUAAAAGCACUCUACGUCAAUUGAGAGGAAGUUUGGCGAAAUGGUUGCAAGAAUUACCGGAGGACCUGCAGUAUCAAUAUUUACCGUCUACUGAUCAGCGUACGCUAUUUCAAUUGGCGAGUUUUACAGCGUUUGCUGGACAUAUAAACAUUCUGUUUCAUACUUGUCUUAUUUUGUUACAUCAACCGUACAUCACACACAACGCGAAAGCUUCACUUAAUUCAUUCCUAUCAACAGGAGGAAUUGGAAAAUCAAAAAAUUCAUCAGUUCUGCAUCAGGGACCGGUGAAAACGUGUUUAUCAGCAGCGAUCACAAUAUCCGACAUUGCAAAAGUAACACGUCAACAGGACAAAUACUCAUUUAACAAUUUCCAAUAUUCAAUCUACGGAGUCUUUCAGUCUACCGUCUUGGAAUUGGUGAUCAUGAACGGAUCACCAGAAUAUUCGCAGAACGCCAAGAAAGCAUUCAAUGACUCCAUGGAAGAAUUACGAUUCAUUGCGGAUCAUAGUACCAUAUUUCGUUUAAGAGAUUCGGUGAAAGAGUUGGAAGGGUUGGUGCAGAUUACCAAUGGCGGAUCUUCUUCUUCUGGCACCGAUAUUAUGGUUCCAUUCAGAUUGGCCGCCCACAAUAAUAACCCAACAUAUUCUAUGAAUAAUUCAACAUUAAAUCCAUCGAAUAAAUCAGCACCCGUUUCUUCGACUAAUGCUUCUUCAAUUGAGGAUAAAGAAAUGAUGGUUACAGAUGAUUUUACGAAAUUUGACGCUGCUGCAAUUAUGAAUAUCGCAGAUGACAUUAAUUCAUCUUCACAUCAACAAAGAUUAUCAACAUCAUCUCCGAUUGAAACACAUCAGCAGCAUCAAAUUCCAGCAAAUACUCCACAAGCGUGGGAUGAUCAAUCAUUCUUUUUAACUGGUGAUGAUGACUACUUUUUUGGAUCUUCGACUGCUGGAGUCACAUCCUCUAAUGUAGUUGAUGGUGAAGGAACCGCUGGUACAGGGGUUACUGACACUACGAUGUUAGUUGAUGAUGAGAUGUUGUAUUCGUCUACAGGGGGUUGGAAUCACGGAUGA